CCAGGCAGGAGUCCGAUCGUGCUCGAGUCGUGUGCCGAUUCUGCGAUAUCCCACAUCCUUGUGCCAGUGGGCGAAAGGAAAACUCAGUAUUUUCCCUGCGAGUGAUACGCGAACAUCGAACAGUCAGUGGCAGAUUUUUGAGCUACGCUUUCGUCGUUCUUGUACGCAAAAUCGUCUUGCAGCCUUUCCACGUGAGGUUGGGUGUCUAGAGCCCGAUGACGAAUUGCUAAAACGCAACGUAGCGUUUUCUAAAUUUGUUUCCAAGUGAAGGCGAGAUUGGGAUUUACCCCGUAGAGCGCGGCUGAAGUGAGAUAAAUUAUUUCUACUAGAAUAUUGCGUGUUUCUUUGUUUUCCGUCUGAGCCGGGAAGUCGCCUGGCCAGGAGAAUUCUGAGGAAAAUCCUCGCUUUGAAAGUGCGAAACAAAACCAACCGCAGGUGUUUAUGUGAGCUUCUUCCUGCCGGAUGACGAUGCAGUUGAUAAAUGGCCGUAGCGGUAAAAGCAGUUGCCAGGAUCCCGUUUCGUCAUUUCGUCAAUGAAACGUCGCUUGCGGUUUGACCUGGUUUCUUUAGUGUGUGAAUUCGAAGAACGGUUCUGUGGUGCACCGGAAAGUCGGCCAAAUUUGAAGCUCACUCGAAAAUCAAAAUAAAAAAGUAGUCCAUUCGGUUGAAUAAAGUGGUAAAGUGAGCGAAAAGGCCGUGGUUUGUUGGGGGGGUUUUCAUUCCGUUUUUUCUCCUGCUUUUAUACCGGAAGCAAUUCGGGAUGCACAUUUAUGCGCGUACCCUUGUGUAUUAGUUUACAUUUAUUUUGGUGGUGCGAUUUGAAGAGGGAACAAAAAAAUUAAUACAAUUUGCCAAGUAAGAGUAUAAAUACAAUAUCACAAAGUGCAAAGGUCAGUUGAGUGCAGUGCAUGGAAAAGGAAAAAGUAGAAUUUAAUACAAACAACAAAUUGUGAGCUUCAGUGCUGGGAAUCACUGAUUGCCCCAAGUGGAAAGAGAGAUUGUUCAGAAUUUUGUGCUCGAUACCUAUAGGAGGCACAUCUGUACCCCGGUGUCAGUGGAUGGGAAAUCGGUAUACGUGUGUAUUUAUUGCGGUAGUAAAUAUGUAUGACUAGACUAAAUCGGCUCGAGUCCACAAAAUAGUCCGCGGUGGCUGCCAGACAAAAAGGCAGAGUGCACCCCGAUAUUGGCGCGCUUUCUCGGUUGCGCCAACAAUAGCGAUAAUAGCCAAAUAAAAUAUAUCGCUCUACUGAAGGCAGGCAAUGCAGUGACACAGGUUCUAGCUCAAGUUCCAAAAUACCGGGUGUACACACGUACCGAAGUACACACACAUACGCAGCCCAAGCCCAAGUACAGUGAGUGUGCCAAAAAAGUAGCAAAGCAUUGAAAGUUUCACUGUCGAGUCAAAGAAUUCCCAAAUUGAAAUCGCUGAAUAAAAGAUCUCGACUUGUAGAGGAGCCGAAAAUAUCAGCGGGCCGUCUGUGUAUUUGUGUCUAGUGUAAGUGUGCGAUACACGUGAUAUCAGUUUUCGAGCAGAAGACCGCCGAGCUCAGCCGGCAAAGGCAAGACGUGGAUUGUCUCUAAAGAGGAUUAACAUUUCAUUGAAUAGAAACAAAAGCAGCAGUUUUCACUUCCGUCGCAUUGGGAGCUGUAGUGAAGCCCGUUUCUGGUGUGAUCCUCGUGUUUACAGUAUACCAACAGCUAUAGCAGUGGAAGUUGGCGAGCGGAAGUAAAACCUAGUGCGACACGCUACAUAUUUUACACCAGGCUUGGGCCAGUGCAAUGCUUUGAAUGGAUGAACAAAAAAAAAAAAUUAAAAACCUGAAGGCAUCAGCACCAGGAAAAUAAUGGACGCGCAAAUUACGGCAAAAAGUGCUAAUCCUUUGCAGCACGCUUCGGGAAUAGCCGCUUCGGCAAACUGACGGGCAGUACUUUACCUUCCUAGAUAGUUGGCAUCGGCGGCGGAGGCCAUUAGAGGAUCUGCACGCGUUGUGCACUCGCGACAGGACAGUCGCCGGUUGUAGCAAAAGAAAAAAAUACUAGCUACUCCGUACUACGAGGACCUCUCCAGCAAAUAUAGACCCUACGGUGGUGGGCAAGUGCAUGUACCUGUGUGUGUAAUUGUGCAAUCUUUCCGAUCCGGUGAUUGAGUGUUCAAGUGAAGAUAUAUUGCAGAGAGAAGAAAGUGGUGUAAAAUGAUGUGUACUGUGCAGCAUGAAUCAAUCUCUAUCGGCGAGGAUACCGCCCUAGCCGGUAAUGGCCGUAACGAAAGCAGCAGUUCCGAUAGUAGCUGCAACAACAACAGCAAUCAAGCUGCCAUGCUUGAUUGCACUUCCCUCCAACGUUACGUGCGCGGUGUCGGGUUCGUGUUGCUUGUCUCGCUUGGUUGCUGCUGGUUCCUUCCGGUGACGGAUGCAGCCAUUUCCAAUCGAGGAAGCAGCAGCAGUAGUAGUAAAAGUCUGUCAUCGACUAACAAUGGACUGGUGCCACGGUUCAUCUCACGAGGGCACACCUAUCGGGCAGUCGUGGGUGACACCCUGGUGCUACCCUGUGAGGUUGAAAAUCUAGGCACUCUGGUGUUGCUGUGGCGACGGGGCACCAACGUUCUGACGGCCUCGCAGCUAAUGGUAACCCGGGACGAACGGAUACGACUGGUCAACGGAUACAACCUGGAAAUCUCCGAACUAGAACCACAGGAUGCUGGUGACUACGUGUGCCAGAUUAGUGACAAGAUCAACAAAGACCAGGUGCACACCGUGGAAAUACUCGUUCCGCCCAGCGUUCGAGCGAUACCUCCCAGCGGGCAGCUGACAGCUCGGAAAGGUGGAGCAGUAACUCUAGAAUGCAAAGCAUCCGGCAAUCCGGUUCCUUCCAUCUACUGGACGAAGCGGAGUGGUGCGGGCAAGUCAGCGGCCAAAAUCGGCGAAGGACCCAUCCUAACUCUUGAACGUGUGGAACGGCAACAGGCAGGGGUGUACCAGUGCACGGCAGAUAACAACGUUGGCGAUCCGGUUACCGUGGAUAUGCGACUCGAUGUGCUAUAUCCGCCCGAUAUCAGCGUGGACAAGUCCUGGAUCCACUCCGGCGAGGGCUUCGAAGCACAGCUCGAGUGCAUUGUUCAUGCCGAUCCGCAACCCACGGUUUCAUGGUAUCAAAACUCAUUUCCGAUUCAGCCGACCGACAGGCGGACCAUGUCAUCAAGAGGAAAUCGACACACGCUGACCAUCCGACAUGUCCAACAGGAAGACUUCGGCAACUAUAGCUGCGUUGCGGACAAUACACUUGGACGCUCGAAAAAGUAUAUGGAGGUGUCCGGUCGACCGGGGCCAGCCGAAUUUGUGUCACCACCCUGGAGCCGCUCACCCGAUAGCUACAAUCUGACGUGGAAGGUGGAAAGCUAUCCACCGCUGCUCGAGGUCCGUCUGCUCUACCGGAAGCUGAUGAUGAACGAAACAUUCCAACAACCAGGCCGAUGGCAUGAUGUCAUCUUGACGCCUUCUCCAAGGCCGAUCUCAGAACCGCUAACACAUGUUAUGGCAUUCACUUUACGUGGAUUGCUUCCCAGUUCGGUGUAUGAAUCCAUUGUGCAAGCGAAGAACCGCUACGGAUGGAACGAGGUCAGCGACAUCUUCCAGUUUUACACUCAGAGAAUAUCGUCCGACAUCCACUCGGAGGAGAUGCAGGUGGCCAGUUCCACAUCCAGGAGCAGUGCCGCCACAUUGCAUCGAAUUCAAACGGACAGCAAUGUAAGAUAUCUGAUGCUGGCACUCAUCGUCUGCCGGCUGCUAGUGAGCAACAAUCUGCAACGAAAUCUUUAAGGUUAUUUCACGAGAGGUUAAGAUACAACAACACAAAAUAGCAGAAAUGUAGUAAUACCCACCCUCAGUCAUUGCACCACUUUAUCUAUCUCUGUCUCUCUCUCUCUCUCUCUCUCUGUAUAUUGUAAUUCCUGUCCCCUUUUAAAGAAACAAUGAGUUUUUAUUUCCACUGGCGGAGGUUUUUUAAGACCCCUUAUCAGAGAAAAUGCUAUUUUGCUCUAGCCAUACCCUAUCUUUCAUAGUUCGUCUAGUUAUGGUGUACACACAAGUUCGUAAUAUGCAAUUCUAGAAAAAUCAAGACUACAUUUCCAAUGAAACGUGGAAAAAAACGCAAAUGGUAUAUACAAAUGAUAUUACAUGUUAUUAUCAGUUUUCAUCUGGAAAUCUUUAAAAUACAACAACACAACUCACACUCCGCAUACGAGAUAUUGUAUUUUUUUUUUUUCAGGAUGUGGGGAAAAGUGUAACUAUUCGAACCUGAUUCAUCGUAGUCGGUAUCAAAUGUCAUAUGCUGCGUUAUUUUUUUUCCUGUAUGAAGCACACAUUAUGCUAAGUUUCUGCGAGUUCAGCAAAAAGCACGAAUCUACUGACUGUCAUUAAAAAUAAGCCACCUCCGAAAAAGUAUAUUAAAAAUGAUUUGCCGAAAUUUACGUAAAAGUCAGCAGUUUUAGGUUACUUGACUUGAUGGUACCACUUAACUCGAUCGUUCAUAAUCUGAGGAGCCAGUUGCGAAUUGAACCUACAGACCGCAAAUUAUUUUUUUCUUGACGUAGAACUACGUCUUCGCAAUCUGAGAUGAGCAUGUAUUAACGAGAGGAGCUGUUUUCAAAUGCUAAUAACUUUCACACAACUGUACGGAAUGUAAUAACUAAUGUGUCGUUGAAUAGCUGAAACACAAAUCUUAUCUUAUAUAUCCUUUUAACCUAGCAGAAAUUGAGGGAAUGUUCCACAAAAAUUGAGGGAAUGUUUCUUAAAAAGCAAACAUCGAAAAGUAGCUUUUAUGUUUUUUGAGUCAAAUUUAUGAAACGAAUCACCGUCCUGGUAGUAAAAACGAUAAUGGCACCUCCGUAUUGCGAAUGUUUUAAUUUGGCAUUUUUUCUGACCUUUACGGUUGCUCACCACCUUUGUUAAUUUACCUUCAUGGGACAAAAGCCGAAGUUCCAUUGAUAGAACAAACAUAGCUGAAAAGGUACGAAUCGUUCUGCUUAACCCUGCCAUCGCUCGUAACGAAGUUUUCUUUUCCAAUUCUGUUGUGCUCAAACAUACAAUUCGCCAGCGCCGACACACGAUACUGAUAUAGGAUAUUCAUACUCGUACACCAAGUAAGCAAAAAAACCCACACACACAUUAGCUUAGUCAUAUAAUAAGAUGCAAAUCAGCUCAGCUGGGUGUUGUCCAUGUUAAUGCUAGUUUUCGUCCCGACCCGGUUGGGGCGUAUCAGCUAAUCGACUAUUCCUCAAACGUAUAUAUUUUUGUACAAAAGUUUUUACGCUGUCGCCUUCAAAUAAGGUAAGAGAAGAAAAACGAAAUAACGUCGCCAAAAAUUUUCACCACUACAAAGCCACAGUGGUAAGCAGAAAGGCAUUUUUGCAUCAUUCCCGUUCGCUUUGUAGUACAACCACAAGCACAACCCCUUGCGUUCGCUGGAGAAAACAAGAAAAAAAACGGAACCUGUACAUGUGUAAAUGUAACCGAUCGACUGUGAACUAAUACUUGUGUGGAAUGUUUGUGAGAAGCAAAUGUCAAAUUGCAUUCGAUCUCAAUUCUUUAGGGUCGCAUUGUUGUCAUUUUAUGUAACGUAAAGCGUUUCUGCAAGCUCAAUUCGAUCUUUAUACAAUAUAUAAAAAAUGCACCCCAGUGAACGCCGUAGGUUAACGACAUUAAUCACCCGUUAUAACGUUAAAAACAGCACAGCUUCAUCCCGAUUUUACUUUUGUUUUGCCUAAAUAUAGGCCAGAUUCCUAUGCCCAACGAUAAGUCAAUAGGACUGUGGAAACCCGGGAAAGCACAAACUCUGUGACCAUGAAUGAAGCUGAAACCGCACAUAAUACCAGCCUGCGCAUAAGAGAGUGAUAAAGCUGAUGCAGCGAGCGCCAGUGACAAAUUAUGUGAAUUAAAAUAUUCACAAACAACCAUCGCAAAACUGCGAUAUUUAAACCCGUCAGACCUGCUGCAGUUGUUAACAGACGCGCGAAGAGCGAUGCCAAAACCUUCCAGUGAAUUUUGACUUUUUAAUUUCAUUAUUUUCAUUCACACCCUUGAAGAAGGACACUUCAGACACUGGAAACGUCGGUAAAUUAAAAAAAAAAUUAGAAUGCUGAAGAAAACACAUGUUUCACCGCGAUAUUUUGGUGCCGAUUGCUCCUCGCUCCGUUGAACCCACCGCUUAGUUGAUAAAAGUUUCAUUUCUCGUCAAAAACCCUUAUUUUCUUUUAAAUAUGGCUGCAAAUAAUUUCCAGAAAUAAACUAAUACAGUCAUACCUCGAUAUAAGGCAACCUCGAUAUAACGUAACUUUUUAAAAUGUAUUGAAAUUGAAAAUAAAUGACACAGCAACUGGUUUUGGGGUAUGAAUUGCUUCAAAAAAAUGUUUGUAGUAAGUUCUGAAACCAAUGAAACCAAUGCGAAAAUUAUCCUAAAUGGGCAUAAGAUAGGCUCAGAAAUACUAAUAGGUAAUGGAAAAUAGGUUUUCACGCACCCUUCAGUAACAAUUCACAGUCUUGCAUCAAUUGAAAAAAAAAAUUUUUUUUGCUGGUUAGAAUUUUCUCUAAAUGGGCAUAAAAAAGGUUUAAAAAUACUGAUAGGUGAUGGGAAAUAGGUUUACGUACCUUUUUGAGUAACCAUCAACAGUCUUGCAUCAAUUACAAAACUUUUUUUUUGCUUGUUGAAAAUUGUCCUAAAUGGGCAUAAAAAUGGUUUAAAAACACUGAUAGGUGCUGGGUAAUAGGUUUUCACGCAUCUUUGAGUAGCCUCUUGUAUCAACUGAAAAAAAAAUUUUUUUUGCUUUUGAGAAUAUUUCUAAAUGGGCAUAAGAAGGGUUGAAAAACACUGAUAUGUUAUGGGAAAAAAAGGUUUUCGCGCAUCUUCGAGUAACCAUUAACGUUCUUGCGUGAAUUAAAAAAAUUUUUUUUGCUUCGAUAUAACGUAACGAAAAUACAAAUAAAGUUGCCUCAUAUCGAGGUAUGACUACAUUAUUUUUAACCCAAAAAAUAGUAAUUUCAAGUGACAGCGCUGCCUGAUAUGUUUUUUUUCCCAUUUGAAAAAAUAAUAGAAGGGUUGUAUACAAGCAACGACCGCAAGGAUGACAUUGAACUACCUAAGAAAUUUCCACAGUUGGUGCAAGCUAAAAUGCUAGCGCAAAGCCAGUAGAGAAAACAGUUUAAGCUUUAACUCAUUUGUUUGGUUGUUCUGAAAAGAACAAUUUGUGCAUCAAUUUAAAGUCCUAUAUUAUGUCUGUUCUACCCGCGACUGUGAGUAUUACGGCACUCUGAGAACACAGCAGAAAUCUUUUUUAAUAUUAAAACCUAGAUAUGUUAUGAUUGCCAAGAUCCAGAAAGCUUGUGUUGUAGUCAAAGCAUAGCAGAGCUUCACCGGAAAAAAUUCCGCUACCGCCACCGGUGCCACUGCUGCGGAAUUAUUUCCGACGAACGCACGAUCCAAAAGUAAAAUGAUUUGUUUGAGCAGAAACUCAAAGCCCAUGGUAAUGCUUUGAGAGCCCGCAUCUGUUUUAUAACUAGCUCCUCCCUUUUGUUAGGUUUUGUCUUCUCUCAGUUUCGGUCAAUGCAAGACGCAAUGAUUUUAACUCUACGUUGGCAACCAGCGAAAAAUGACCGGCUGAUGAGCACUCACAUAGGCAACAAUUUGAGUCGUAUAGUGUUGGGUCUUGGAACGACAAGCGUUUUUUUUUUUUGCUCUGGUCAGAUGAAAGUAGAUAGCAAAAAAGUCAGUGCUCUUUCAGCUAUGUAACAUUUGAUUACGCUGUUGCGUUUUAAUAUGUAUUUUCUUUUAAUUGUCAUUUUUGAUUUGGCUAAAACAUUACAUAGACGUUUCUAUAGGCAAAAGAUGCCAUUUUUUGCUAUUGGUUUAUUUUUUGGAACACGACUCAUUUUUGAGAAGCUAUUGAAAAAUUCUAUUUUGGAAAGGUAUUGAUUAUUACAAAUAUUUUAGGGCCAAAACGGUGCGUUUGAUCGAUGAAUGUCUUCAACAAAGUUGUAGAUAAUAGUUCUGUCUUUCCGGGAAAAAUAUGCACUCUGAAAAAAAAAUUAUUAAAAAAAAAGUUAAAAGAAAAAUUAAAACUAAUUAUCUAAAAAACCUCAUUUUUUAAAUCUAUUUUUUUUUAUAAAAACUAUUAAAGAUUACCUUAACAAUGCAACCAAACUGAUCAUGGAGAAAUCAGGUAAAAAAAGUUAUGAUAUUUUGAAAAGGGAAAUUAUUCAAUUUUCGAGGGUACAAUAGAAAAUUAGAAUUAGAAGUGCUACAGUAAAUUUUUUUUAACGCAAUUCAGUAUCAUUCGCUAAUUCAUCAGAAAAGAAGCAUGAAUGCUGGCAAUGUUGGUCUUCUCGAUCGGAAGACACUGGGUAAUUUGAUCGGGUUCCGUUCCCUAGGUAAGUACGGUAUCUGAAAGGUGCUCCUCCAAGAACGGAACCAGUAUCUUCUGCAAGCACUUCACCUAGUUCAGCUUCUGGUUGAUAGCAAGUCAGUUUUAAAAGAUUCCUUUUUCUUUUUCGUCAUGAUCUUUGCCGAACAGCCACUAUCGGUCUUUCGCUCGACCAGAUGCCAGGAUCCGGCAAACAGUGCUUACGGGCACAUCUUCGUCUUGAAAGUGGUCUAUUGUAAACUUUCCACCUUGACUUGGCCUAACAAGCCAGUCGUUGUAGGUUCGAGACUCGGCUCGGGAGAGACUGUUAGUGUCAGUCAGUCAGUCGGUCAGUGCGAAGUAUGUGUAUAAUAAACAGAAGGCCGAGUACGGAAUUAGAAUGUAACACCAAGGCUUUGCUUUUUACUUCUUUACAGAAAGGUUUUGAUCUGUCUCAUUUUUUGAACGCCCGAUAAAAUCGGAUAUGAUGCUGAUUGAAUUUCUCUACCUAGUUGGGACCGUCCUUCUCACCAUCUAUAGUAAAUAGGUUAGUUUAAACAGAAGUAGGUUUUUUUGAAGCACAAAGAGCGAUAUAAUUUUCUGUUUACCAUGUUAAGCAUUAAGCGACCAAUCAGAGAUCUAAAUCUGCGUUUUAAUAAGGCUUGAACAAUUUCAAUAGUUAAAUAGUUCGCAGUAAUAAAAUUUAUUUUUUUUUGCAUUUGGGCAGUUGCAUAGAUGAUGUCCUAAUCCUUUGCUACUAGAUUGAAGGAAAUCCGCUGUAAACAAUGGGGCCAUCCACAUACCAAGUGGACAGAUUUUUAACGAUUUUGACCCUCCCCCACCUCCCCCUCCGUGGACAACUGCCCAUAUAAAUUCUAAAAAAAAUUGUAUGGACCGUGGACAUUAGCCAAACUAGCAUUUUUUGGCUAAUGAUUGUUUUUCAUCUGAAAUUUGAUAAUUUCAUGAUGUUCCUGAGAAAAUUUACACACAAAUGUACAUAAGGGACUUGUGUGCAAUUGCUCGCAGUCCAGUAUCUUUACAUCAGGAAAGUCGGAAUUCUUAAAACAACCUAAACCGCCUUCAAAGAGUCGAUCUCCACGUCUCGCGCUGGACGAUACCGCCAAGUAAAGAGCUCAGAACGAGCUAGAUUGUUGGCCUGAUUCAGGUCGUUGACCACGACAUGGAGCUUGUUCGGUUUGACCCUUAGAAUUUCGGUCAUGGCAGUGGCCGGGAAUAAAUAGUCAGGAGGCUCGACGAUUCGUCUGGGUGAAGCCUGAUACGAGAGGGAACUGAGGAGUUAAUAUCGGAGAAGAGGUAGAAGGGUCAGGCUCGGAAAUUGAAAGAUUUACAUUCAUCGCACUCAAGCACACCUGUACAAGUGACAAGAACUACGUACCGUUUUUCUUUUUCUGUUUUGUGUAAAGCGUUCGUCCACUGGAACACAAAGCACUUGAAACAUAAAUCUUCUGAGCAGCUGCGAAGCGACACAGUUACACAAAGGCGUGUGACCUUGAGCGCGGAAUAAUUAUAUCUAGCGUAGCACUCUAAUACAACGCGACCGGGUGAACAAUUGCAUGUAUUGUAUUCUAUCGGAGCUUUCAAGACCCAGCAUAAUAGGUUGUCGUCAAUAAAAUAAUUUAUUCUUGUUAAUUUUACCACACGUUGCAAUAAAAUGUAGUAUUGAGGAUAGAAACAUAGAACACUAUUAUUCAUCUUACAGUUGACAAAAAUGCUUCUGAGAAUAAAUUAAUAUGAUCUCUGCAAACAUACCCGAACACAUUUGUUGUUGUUCUCCGCAAUAUGUGGAAAGAGUAGAGUGAGUAUUCACCGGGGAGCUGCGUAGCCGCAAGGUUACAGAGGCCGCUUUGUCAAGCGGAUAGUCAUGGGUUCGAAUCUUUGUAGAAUCAGGCCAUCCGAUGUCAAAAAGGACUUAAGCAUGGGUUUAUUCUCAGGCUCCCCACCAAUUACCCUUCUUUUACGCUGAAAUCUACAAAUACCUUUGCCUGACUUCCUCUUAACAAAAAAAUAAGUCCCUCUUAUCAAUAAAGCUGGCCAGAAGGACGCACGACGAAACUUCUCCAGAGAAUUAUAAUUGGUGAUAUUUGGCAAGAGGAACGAGUAUCGGUAUAGUAGAACAGUAAGCGUGUAAGGAAGAGUAGCACAUUAAAUACACACAAGCACUGAAGAACAAUAAUAAUAAGCAUGCCACUUCUCAAUAGAGGUAUUGCUAUUAACAGAAGUGCGGGAUACAGCAGACACCCAGGCAUAUCUCACAAUAGAUCUACGAUUCUGGUCGCAGUGAAGAAGCCCAUACAGGAAAAAAAAAUUCACCGCUUACAUCUUGGCCAACAUGAGUGUUGCGUAUAACAAUUUUUUACAUCAAGCUUUUUUCUUCUGUUUUGUGUUGUGUUUCAGCUGCUCGCAGAAAAAAUAACAUACUCACUACUAACGCCCGGAAGAGCCAAUGUUCCAGUUUGAACUGGAUUAUUGCAGUUUUUUUCGAGUGAUCCAGUCAUGCAGUUGGACCACAAACCACAAUCCAGUUUUUGUAUAUUUUUACCAGUUUUAUCCAGAAUUUUUAUCAGCUCCCAUUGUAACUUGAUGCGUCUUCAAAAGUUCUUUAAGAUGGAGUAAAUAAAGUUUUCAUUGAUUUUCCUCUCGCACGAAAUUCAGCUAAAUUGAUAGCAACAUGACAUGACAUAGAGUUAAAAAAAUCAUUAAAAGCAAUGUAGAAGAAAAGUGACCAAUAAUGGAUAAAGCAAUCUUUUUUAAAGUCGGUAAAAUUUGUAAUCGAAUAGCGCUGACUCGGGCUCGAAGUUGAAUUGUGACCUGGAGCAAGAAAACUACAUGUUAAGUGAUUAGAUUGAUGGAGCCUUGUCAUAUCUGUAGGGUAUAAUCUUUAGGCGUCGUACACAAAUUACGUAACGCAU
Wyeomyia smithii (pitcher-plant mosquito) is the source of this 11319-nucleotide messenger RNA. RefSeq names its product limbic system-associated membrane protein. The coding region runs from base 2193 to 3815 and encodes 540 amino acids. The record is from RefSeq and is a predicted model, not a curated record. The transcript is spliced from 12 exons. Lineage: Eukaryota; Metazoa; Arthropoda; Insecta; Diptera; Culicidae. Gene Ontology annotation, molecular function: protein binding; axon guidance receptor activity. Gene Ontology annotation, biological process: synapse organization; homophilic cell-cell adhesion. Gene Ontology annotation, cellular component: axon; neuronal cell body; plasma membrane.